Molecule: messenger RNA, 1577 nt
Organism: Sphaerodactylus townsendi
Lineage: Eukaryota; Metazoa; Chordata; Lepidosauria; Squamata; Sphaerodactylidae
Gene: ZNHIT6
Product: zinc finger HIT-type containing 6
Exons: 10
Coding region: 29-1033 (334 amino acids)
Biological process (GO): box C/D snoRNP assembly; snoRNA localization; maturation of LSU-rRNA from tricistronic rRNA transcript (SSU-rRNA, 5.8S rRNA, LSU-rRNA)
Cellular component (GO): nucleus; pre-snoRNP complex
Source: RefSeq, a predicted model, not a curated record
UGGGCAUAGAGAGGUGGAUGUUGUCAUCAUGGCAGAGAAGAGCGUGGAAGAGGUUCUUGAAGCUGUAAGGCGGAAAAUGUCGCUGAAUAGGUGUGAAAUAUGUAACAUGGAAGAAGCAAAGUAUCGAUGUCCGCGCUGUAUGAAAUAUUCAUGCAGCUUGGUUUGUGUAAAGCAACAUAAAACUACAGACAACUGUAAUGGAGUCAGAGAAAAAACAUCCUUUGUUUCCAUAAACCAAUUCAGUGACUUAAAUCUUCUUAGCGAUUAUCGGUUUCUGGAAGAAGUGGGAAGAAUGGCUAACUGUGCUGCUCGGGAUGUCACUUCACAUAAACCAAGAACAAAUAAAUUUGUCAACUUUUUGAGAAACAGAGCCCGGAGAUACAACAUCCACUUGAAAACUUUACCAAUUGGAUUCACAAAGAGGAGAGAGAAUUCUACAUUUUUUAACAAUAAGGAAAAAAAGUUUUAUUGGCACUUGAAGCUUAUCUUUCCUCACAGUCAUGCCAAAUUCACAGAAAAAAGGGUGCCAGAUGAUAAACCACUGUUUGACAUUCUUAAGCAUUAUGUUGAUCCUCAAGAGUCUGAUCCUGUCAUUUGUCAAAGAUUAAAAAUCUAUACAACGUCCUCUCCGUCAGACAUACAGAUUCUAAUGAAAGUUGAAAUCAGCCCAUCCAACACCAGCAGAUAUGAAGAACUAGAUGCCAGCAAAGGUCUUCUAGACAAUUUGAGAGGGAAGACUAUCGUUGAAUACCCAUCUUUGCAUGUGGUCUUGAAAAAAUUCAAGACAGAUAUGGCUGUUCUUGGCUACAGUGAAAAUAAAGCAGCUCGCCUCACCCUGGCAAAGACAUGGAAGACAGAUCGUAUCCCAACAUUGGAUGACUGGAUUACAAAGGUCCAACAACUUUUUAUAAUGGACAAAAGCUCAUUUCAAAUCAGACAACAACCAGCAGAAGCAUAUAUGAAGACUUGGCAACUUUGGAUUUUCUAUCAAGAGAAAAGAUCGAAUGUCCUAAUAUUCCCGAUUGAAUACUAAGACAUAUUAAGUUACAUCAGACUAAACCUUUUUGUUCUUCAUAUUAGGUGUAAGGGUUAUAUAGAAUAGAAAAUGAUUAAGAAACAAUAUUUAUAGAGUAAUAGGGAGAAUAGUAUGUAUAGAGGAAUAGUAUGUAUAGAGUAAUAGUAUGUAUAGAGUACAUAGUAUAGAGUAAUAGUAUGUAUUAAUAUAAAAUACUUAUUAUAGACAACUCUCUUUUCUUUUUUUUUCCCCUUUCCCUUUUCUUUAAUUGUUAAAUGAAUCAAGAACAGUCAGGUGUAAUAGUGAGAUUAUAGAACAAAGUACAUGAAGUAGGCUGAAGGGGAAGUCUCAAUUAUCUUCUUUCUUUAUAACAGCUUCUGAGAUUUAGCGGUUUAGACUAUGUAGAACUUGUUAUACAGAUAUAGCCGUGGAAGCAUGAUAUGAAAAAUUUAUGUCUGUCAUUGUUUGUCUGUUUGUUAUUUGUUGUUUUUUGUGGGUGAGCUUGUCGCAUGCCCUUCUCUCUUUUUUUUUAAAACAAUAAAGUAUAUUCAAAAAAAAAAAA